UCUUGGAUGCAAUGACCUCAGCAGCUCACUACUCCUGGCCUGACAGAGUUCAUGAAGACCCUCCCAAUCCAUACCUACCAAGUAAUUCUGGAAUCUCCAAAUUUUCAUAUCCUCUACUUCCAGUAAAUGUGGCAAACCAGCCCACGGUGGGUCAGUAUCUUCAUGUUAAUAGUCCUCAGAGCCAAAGUACUACCCAAGUAAACUCAGAUACAACUGGAUCAAGUUUGCUCUUUAAAGUAGGGAAGCCAUUAGGGGCUAUUCAAAUCAUGAUUGGACUGAUCCACAUCGGCUUGGGGAUUAUUCUAGAUUUUCUUUCUGUAGAUCAUAGUAUCUCCAAUAAUCACUACAUCAGUUUGUCCUUUGUUGGUGGAUACCCUUUCUGGGGAGGUAUAUCGUACAUAUGUUCUGGAUCUCUUGAAGUAUUAGCAGCAAGCAAUCCAACAUCUUAUUUGGUAAAAAGCACCCUAGGAAUGAACAUUGUCAGUGCCUUCUGUAUAGUAGUUGGCAUCAUUCUGCUGCUGAUAGAUAUGUUUUUUAAUGAUGAAAUAAUGGAUCAAAACAAAUGGGCAAAAGUUUCCGGCCAAGGGAUUUCAGCUAUGCUGGUAAUCUUCACCCUCUUAGAAUUAAGCAUCAAUAGUAAGACUUCGAAUUUCAUACUUCAGCUGCUCCUGAACAAUAAUUCACCAAUUAUGACUAUUUCAAAUGAAUAUGCAGCUAAUUCCCAUACUCCCAAUGUAUCAACUGAGGCAACUAAGUGUCACAGUGGAUAGAGCACUGGAGCAGGGAUAUUUCAGUACAUACUCAGACACUCACUAAGCUGAGCUUAGUCACUUGACCCUGCCUGCAUCAAUUUUCUCAUCUGUAAAAUGAGAAAAUGGCAAGCCACUCCAAUACCUUUGCCAAGAACUAUCCAAAUGAGAUUACAAAGAGUUGGGACACAACUGAAAAUAACGAUGUGUCAACAACCACCCAGCAGGUGGCAACUUAGUGAAUUAAUAUCUGUUGGACUGGGCAUUAAAAAAAAGUUCAAAUUUGUGGAAAAACUUCCUCUUAGCAAAAUAAAUUAAUAAA
Sarcophilus harrisii (Tasmanian devil) is the source of this 1071-nucleotide messenger RNA. RefSeq names its product membrane spanning 4-domains A12 (gene MS4A12). The transcript has 6 exons. The record is from RefSeq and is a predicted model, not a curated record. NCBI's taxonomy places the organism in Eukaryota, Metazoa, Chordata, Mammalia, Dasyuromorphia, Dasyuridae. Gene Ontology annotation, biological process: cell surface receptor signaling pathway. Gene Ontology annotation, cellular component: plasma membrane. Bases 12 to 770 code for a protein of 252 amino acids.